This is a messenger RNA of Ostreobium quekettii, 339 nucleotides long. Lineage: Eukaryota; Viridiplantae; Chlorophyta; Ulvophyceae; Bryopsidales; Ostreobiaceae. The record is from the annotation of a GenBank genome assembly.
AUGGAGCUGCCCGCGCAAGCAGAGAAGCAUGCCCCACAGCACCGACAGCCCCAGUUGGGUCCGGGCCAGUGCCACAUUUCCGGUGAAUGGGAUCGGCCGGCGUCCACUGCGGGGAGGCGGGCGCAACUUUUCCGAGUAGGAUGGCGCUCCGCGAGUAUGGGUAGCUGCUGGGCGGCAGUGUGCAUUGCCGACAGCUGCAGGCCGCGUUCAAAGUCGGCGAUGGGGGAUCCCACGGGGGCCCGGAGUUUGGCCCGCUUCCUGUCGGAUGCCCUUGGUGCAAAGCUGGAGAGUGCGUCAGCGGGGCGUUGGUGGUUUGACGGCGGCAGAGGCAGACACUGA